AUGGGUGUCAAGGAAUUCUUCAAGAAGCGCUCCCUCAAGGUCUCAGACAGCAGCGUCACGAGGGCAGCCGAGCUGACGGUUCGCGAGUCUCUCUGGCCCAUCACCCUCGUUACCCUGCUGUUCUUCCUCUGGGGCUUCAGCUAUGGCCUUCUCGACACUCUGAACAAGCAUUUCCAGAAUGUGCUUGGCAUCACUCAGGCCCGCUCUGCCGGUCUCCAGGCUGCUUACUUUGGAGCCUACCCCAUCGCCUCCAUUGGCCACGCGUCAUGGAUCCUUCGCCACUACGGAUAUCGCGCCGUCUUCAUCUGGGGCCUCUGCCUAUACGGCCUGGGUGCCCUGCUGGCCAUUCCGGCUGUCAAGGCCAAGAGCUUCGGAGGGUUCUGCGUCUGCAUCUUCAUCAUUGGUAACGGCCUUGGAUCUCUCGAGACGGCUGCCAACCCUUUCAUCACUCUCUGUGGCCCUCCUCGCUACUCGGAAAUGCGCAUCAACUUCUCCCAGGCCUUCAACGGAAUCGGAACAGUCAUCGCCCCCGUCAUCGGAUCAUACGUCUUCUUCGACUUUAGCGACGACGACGCCGUGGAAAACGUGCAAUGGGUUUACCUAGCCAUCGCCGCAUUUGUCCUGAUGAUGGCCGUCGUCUUUUUCUUCUCGAAACUGCCGGAAAUCACUGACGCUGACAUGGCAUACCAAGUCCAGGAGACACACGCCGACGCGGACGAGAAACCGUUCCACAAGCAGUACAAGCUCUUCCACGCCUCCUUCGCCCAAUUCUGCUACACGGGCUCUCAGAUUGCCCUCGCCUCCUUCUUCAUCAACUACGCGACUGCCACGCGCGCCGAUACCGACGACGCUGCGGGCGCCCAAUUCCUCGCUGGUGCGCAGGCUGCCUUCUCUGUUGGCAGGUUCAUCGGCGCCUUGAUCAUGCGCUUCGUGCGACCCCGCAUAGUCUUCCUGGUCUUUCUGACAUUGUGCAUCGCCUUCAUGAUACCAGCCAUCGUCGUGCCCGAGCUGAUUGAAAAGUCCAACGUCGGCGUCGUCAUGCUCUACAUGGUGCUGUUCUUCGAGUCCAUCUGCUUCCCCACCAUCAUCGCCCUGGGUCUACGCGGUCUUGGACGCCACACGAAGCGUGGCAGCGGUUACAUUGUCGGUGGCGUCUCCGGUGGCGCCGCCGUCCCCGCCAUCACCGGCGUGGCCAGCGACAGGCACGGAAACGGCAUGGGCCUCAUUGUGCCCCUCAUCUUCUUCGUCGCCGCCUGGACGUACCCCCUUGCCGUCAACUUUGUUCCGUCCUAUACCAAGGUGGUGGACUCGUUCAACGCGGCCGAGGUCGGCCUCAAGAACCGCAACGUCGACCCCGAAGCCAAGCUGGCUGAAGCGGCGGCUCCGAAGCAGUCGAUGGAGGAGAGGGCCGAGUUUACUGAGAACAAGGCCGACGAGUGA
Molecule: messenger RNA, 1440 nt
Organism: Geosmithia morbida
Lineage: Eukaryota; Fungi; Ascomycota; Sordariomycetes; Hypocreales; Bionectriaceae
Product: MFS transporter, FHS family, L-fucose permease
Exons: 4
Coding region: 1-1440 (479 amino acids)
Biological process (GO): transmembrane transport
Molecular function (GO): transmembrane transporter activity
Source: RefSeq, a predicted model, not a curated record